This is a messenger RNA of Cyprinodon variegatus (sheepshead minnow), 451 nucleotides long. RefSeq names its product SCO-spondin-like. Gene Ontology annotation, cellular component: extracellular matrix. The annotation marks the transcript as partial. The record is from RefSeq and is a predicted model, not a curated record. The transcript has 3 exons. NCBI's taxonomy places the organism in Eukaryota, Metazoa, Chordata, Actinopteri, Cyprinodontiformes, Cyprinodontidae.
UAAACGGGAUGCCAGUUACUCUACCAAAGUCCUACAGCGGCAACGGCCUGACCUUGGAAAGAGUUGGCAUAUUUGUUGCACUCUCUUCUCGACUAGGAAUCACCUUGCUUUGGGAUGGAGGUAUGCGUGUGUAUUUGCGCUUGGCCCCCCACCUGCAGGGUCAGGUUGGAGGACUGUGUGGUAACUUCGAUGGAGACACAGAGAAUGACUUCACUACACGGCAAGGAAUCGUCGAAUCGACGCCUGAGCUCUUCGGAAAUUCCUGGAAGGUCAGUCCUUCUUGCCCUGAUGUGGAAAACCAGGACCUCAGAGAUCCCUGUGCUCGCAACCCCCACAGACUGACGUGGGCCAGGAAAAGGUGUGCUGUCUUAACUCAGGAGCUGUUUUCAAGAUGCCACCCAGAGGUGUCUUUCCAGCAGUAUUACGACUGGUGUGUCUUUGAUGCAUGUGG